CCGCUUUACAAACACCGGAGCGGAGGAGGAGUACGUGGGCUCUGAAAAAGUGUGGCCCUUCCUUUUUUUUUUUUGUAUUUCUCCACCCCUCAAAGCAUGACACGGCUUUUCCGCCGUUACAAUCCGCAAGAAGAAAGUUCGCCGAAAGCGAAGGGGAGUUGGAAUCGAGAGACGUGAAGAACCGCCGCUGUGGCGCGAGACGUAGACCGGGCCUCGGAAGUCCUGUCGGUCGGUGUCGUUUUCGUCUCCGGCUCUGGCCGGGUGAAGAUAAAUAAAUAAAAAAACGCAGUCUCUGAGAGGGCGCUUUGACAUCUCCUCCCCGCAGAGUGCUCGGCGUUUAUCUAGUGCGUCUGUGUUUUUAUUGGGACAAUGGACCGGGCACGGGGGGUCCAGACGGCGACCGGGACUCCUUGCUUUUUGAGCCGGGGAUUAAAAAGAAGUGGAUGCACUCGGCAAGGCUGAGGGGAUUGCUCAACCUGGAGGAAUUUUGGACAGAGUCCACAUGUGGUAUGAUAAGUCGUAGACGUAUCGUAAACACAAAUACAUUUAUCCAGGAGAAUUCCUCUAGAAUUUAGUCUCGACUGCAAAGAUGUUGAACUGUUCUUAGAAAUUUGCGAUGAAUGCUUUGCUUUGAAUGCUUUGAUGCGUGCAUUAGAACUUACAUUUUCCUAAUUUUCCUAACGUUUCCCCACGGAAGAUUAAUCUUCCAGGCUCCCUGUCGCGUGUAAUCUCUUCCAGUAGGGACUGCAGGAAAGUCAUCUCCUUGGAUCUUGUUGCUUUUUUUUUUCCUCACAUAUUUGCCCGGAGGUGUUUCUGUGUCCCUGGAUCGUUUCCCUGACAGGAUUUCACAAACCCAAGACCAGGAGGACCGCGCUUGCACAAAUCAUUACUGACGGAAAGAGUACAGCCAGAGACUACAGGGAAGUGCUGGGAGAUGGCUCUGCCGGCCUGUCAUUGGCAGACGCGCAUUUUAAUUUUGCGAUUUUCUUUUUAGUGCAGUUGUCCCGUCUCGUCUGCCGAGACGAUGUCUGUGCCCGUUGACCUCCGUCCUGCUUUGCCCAGCUGCAUCCCAGUAUGACUGGCUGGAGGGGGCUGGCAGUGGCCUUUUCCUUUUGUGGCUGUACGGUUUUUUUGUUGACAGACCUUUUACCAAGACGUGAGGGAACAAUGAGAGCCACUGACGGGGCUGAAUUUACCCAACGGCGUCGGGGACAGCCAGAAACGUACGGCCCCCGUUGACGAAACCGUCCUUGUUGUACUUUGACUUACCCGAGCCGGCCCCGAAACCGGACCCCGCGACCAUGAACCAGUCGGGACUGGGUGAGCUGGCGCCCACCUUCACCUCGGCUGCGAACAACGGCAGCCUCGGCGGCGGCCCCGUGAGCGUCUCCCUGAACCACUCCUGCCCCCUGGGGUGGCGGCACAACGACGGCGCGGAGGCCUGCGUCCUGGAGACGGCGGUCAUCGUCCUCCUGACCGCGCUCAUCAUCGCCGGCAACCUGACGGUGAUCUUCGUGUUCCACUGCGCGCCCCUCCUGCACCACUACACCACCAGCUACUUCAUCCAGACCAUGGCCUACGCCGACCUCCUGGUGGGCCUGAGCUGCCUGGUGCCCGCGCUCUCCCUCCUGCACUACCCGUCGGGCGUCCAGGAGCCCGUCACCUGCCAGGUGUUCAGCUACGUCAUCUCCGUGCUCAAGAGCGUCUCCAUGGCCUGCCUGGCCUGCAUCAGCGUGGACCGCUACCUGGCCAUCACCAAGCCGCUGUCCUACAACCAGCUGGUGACGCCGUGCCGUCUCCGCUGCUGCAUCGUCCUGAUCUGGGUCUACUCCUGCGCGGUCUUCCUGCCGUCCUUCUUCGGCUGGGGCAAGCCGGGCUACCACGGGGACAUCUUCGAGUGGUGCGCCCGCUCCUGGCCCACCUCGGCGCUGUUCACCGGCUUCGUGGUGUGCCUGCUGUACGCCCCCGCCGCCCUGGUGGUGUGCUUCACCUACUUCCACAUCUUCCGCAUCUGCCAGCAGCACAACCGCGAGAUCAGCGAACGCCGGGCCCGCUUCCCCAGCCAGGAGAUGGAGGCCGGGGACGGCGGGGGCGGCGGGGGCGGCCACCACGCGGGCCACGGCCCCGACCGGCGCUACGCCAUGGUCCUCUUCCGCAUCACCAGCGUCUUCUACAUGCUGUGGCUGCCCUACAUCAUCUACUUCCUGCUGGAGAGCUCGCACGUGCUGGACAGCCCCGCCCUGUCCUUCGUCACCACGUGGCUGGCCAUCAGCAACAGCUUCUGCAACUGCGUCAUCUACAGCCUGUCCAACAGCGUGUUCCGGCUGGGCAUGCGGCGGCUCUCCCAGACGCUGUGCUCCUCCUGCUCCUUCGGCGCCUGUGCCGCCUCGGACAAGGACUUCGGUGACCCCAAACCGCGAAAGAGGGCCAACUCUUGCUCCAUUUGA
This is a messenger RNA of Conger conger (European conger), 2447 nucleotides long. RefSeq names its product G protein-coupled receptor 52 (gene gpr52). The transcript has a single exon. Gene Ontology annotation, cellular component: membrane. The record is from RefSeq and is a predicted model, not a curated record. Gene Ontology annotation, molecular function: G protein-coupled receptor activity. Lineage: Eukaryota; Metazoa; Chordata; Actinopteri; Anguilliformes; Congridae. Gene Ontology annotation, biological process: G protein-coupled receptor signaling pathway. The coding region runs from base 1302 to 2447 and encodes 381 amino acids.